AUGGCACACCAAGAUGAUGGCACUAACACUGCUGAUCACGACGAUGCGCUAGCACAAGCUAUGGAUGAAGAGUUCGAGGAAGCAAGAGAUGGCAACACGUCUGUUUCACCUGAAGAUGAGAGAAGUCAACGCCUGUUUCCGGACAGCGAGCCGCUAGAUCCACCGUAUGGUUUGCGAGCGACUGGGGCAUCUUUAGAGUUUGGUCUGGAUGCUGCAGCACUUGGGUUGCUGGAUGGGGGCUCGGGUAGCUCAACAGAACAGACGGCAACAAGACACUUCAGUCCUCAGAGUGAUCACGAGUUGAUUCCAGCCACAGAAGAGCCACGAUCAGUGGCCGCAGGCAGGAUGCCUCAAGUUACGGCGCCGCCACCAGCGGUGACGAAUGAUCUCAUGGGACAGUUGAGUGCUAUGCUACAGCAGACGCUGCAGAGCCAUGUGGCUCCUGCUCUAGAUCGUAUGAUGAUGAGUCAGGCUGCGGUCAUGUCCCGACUGGACAGGUUGGAGAGUGAGAGAGACUCCCAAGUGCCGUUGACGGCGCAAGGCGAGCAUGUAUUGGCCAUGCUUCAGUCGUUGGAGGUGGGCUCCAAGCCAAGUGCUAGUGGGGCUAAUGCAGAUGCAGCGUUGAAGCAACCCACUACCGUUCCAGCGGGUGUUUUGCCUGAGUCAGCGGUUGGGGUUCAGGAUACUUGUUUGCAUCAUGCGCGGGAUUUGGCAUCCAAGGGCAAUGGUUCCGCUCACGUUCAGGCCCCAACGCAUCAAAACAAGGGUGUGACGGUGGUGGAGGGCGGUGAGGCUUCAGGGAUCAGGGGUUUCGGAUUGGAUCCCUCGCCGGGAAUCGGCGAGAAGCCGGAGGAGCCUACCAAAACCUCGCUGGAGCUUCCUAAAUUGGACAAGUACAACCCAUCCACAUCAGCCAUCGUAGCAGGGGAUUGGCUUAUCUCGUUGACGCCAGUGAUUACUUCGCUGUCCGCUUCUGCUUGGGUGUUUUGGGAGGACUGUGUAAGCACGGCCAAGCUGUUCUAUGGCCGAUGGUUAUCCUCUUCCCCACUGGAGAGACUACAUAUCCAGGCGGAGGUCUUGGUAAACAGGUACCGCGAUGGAAAGUUCUCGAGGGUUGAUCAACGGGCGGUCAGUUUGUUGUUGGCUGCAGUGGGUAAUGAGCUGAAGGAUGAUCUGAUCUCUCUUCGCUUGCUGGGUACAUGCGCUAUUGUGUUCAAGGUUAUGGCGAAAUAUCAACCGGGAGGAGCUGCAGAGAAACAGCAACUUCUGUCGUUUCUAGUCACCCCUGAAAACGUCACCACAAGCGCUGCAUCAGUUAAAGCACUGCGGAAAUGGCGUCGUUGGUUAGCCCGUGCUCGUGAACUCCAGGUAAUCGUUCCUGACCCUAGCCUUCAGCUCAAGGGUCUUGAAAGGCUCGCCCCGACAUUGUCCGCUCCAACUCAACAGACGGUUUUGCAGUUUUCAGAGCUCCUGCUUGCAGAGGCCGAGGAGGCGGUGUUGUCAGAAGCUGCAGACAAGGGUGGAGCGAGGCAGACGGUAGCUAAGGCGGAUGAGGUGCCAGGAAAGGGAGGAAAGGUUGGGAAGGAAGGAAAGGGUGCAUCAAAGGGGGCUGCCAAGGUGGAUGGUGUAAAACAACUUUGUCGGCUCUGGAGAACCGAUGACGGGUGUAGGUAUGGGAAGUCUUGUACGUUUGCGCAUGAUGCCCUCACCCCUGCCGAUAAGAGGUGUUUCAACUGCAGUAGCACAAAGCACCGAAAGCCAGAUUGUCCGUUCCCGCGUGCGCAAGCCGAGCCCGGUGGGAAGCCAGGGAAAGGUAGCCAAAAGGGGAAAUCAGGGGAUGAGGUUAUGAAGGCUCAGGAUAAGGGGGCUAGUGAAACCGACAAGUCGGCUCGUGACGAGCUGAUUGCACGGGCCAACGCGGUGUUGGAAUCUAUUCAAACCUCAAUCAAGGCCUUGCAGCUAGGUUCGAAAUACCCGCCGAAGCCAGGUCCCCGCGAUGAAACAGGUCUGAUAGACUCCGGUGCCACAACAUGCAUGCGCAUGCGUAGGGAAGAUGAGCAGCCAGUUGGAGAGAAGACGGUUUCGCUCGCGCAGGGAGAAGUUCAGAUGGGAUUCAGUGCCGGGGGAGUUUUACUUGCUAACGAAGAAGUUGAACCCAUCGUUUCACUCCGACAGCUCAUCACCAUCGGCUUUCGUCUGGUUUGGUCCAAGAGGGCAUGUCAACUGUUCGAUGAAGAGGGUUACUCGGUUCCUUUGUCCACGGCUUCCGGCUGUCCGAGGGUGUGUAAGGCUGUAGCGCAAAACCUGAUUGACCGCAUCGAAACUUUCAACCUUCACGGGUAUGGUGAAGAUCAGCUUGCUAUGAUGCGUGAUGCUGAUGCGGUGUCCUGGGAGGCAGUCAUGUGUAAAGUAGCCGAGAGUGUGAGAGAAGGUAGGCAUGAGUUUGACGCGGUAGCCGCGAAGCAUGGGGCUAAGGUUGUAGCCAUAGACUCCACUGAAGACCUUAACGAUCCGGCUACGUACACAUACUUGCUGAAGCAGGCGCUCGCUGGUAAGGAUGAAGGACCACCAGUGGUUCGGGCGCGGUAUGGGGUUGAAAGGUUUGGAUUGGAGAACCUCUCCCAUCAAGAGCGUGAGAAGGUUGACUAUGACGACCAGCUCAUGCUCAGAAGCUUUAUUCUGGGUGUUGCCUCAAAGUGGGGACCUUUUAAGCGCGGUACUCAUGAGGGUGCGAAGGCAAGCUACUUCCUUGCGGCAGUUUUCUCCGUACCUAGGGCGCCAGAGCUAAACGGGUCUAGAGUGGAUAAGCCUGAGGCAGAUGUAGCAGCUGUUCCGGGGGAGCCAGGGGAGUGGGAGAAUGCGGAUGACGACGAUCGUGAUGACGAUGAUGGUGGAGGCGUGGGCCCUAUUGAGCUUGAUGACGCCCCGGUGGAGCCAGAGCCACAACCGCUAGAACAGCUAGAGCUAGUUCACUUGCCGUUCGUCGUACCGUUACCCUCAAAAGGGGCAAGGGACGUGAUGAAUGGAAUCAAGGGCAUUGAGGCCAGGCUGUGUGCGAUGGGGUGCCAUGUAGCACGGUUACAUAGUGAUGCAGGUAAAGAGUUCUGCAAUAACAUGUUGCGAACAUGGGCCAAAGAGAGAGGAAUGCACAAAACAAACACAGGAGGUGACCGGUUCAAGGCCAAUCCUUUUGCCGAGAACCUCAUCGGCAUCCUGAAGGGGUGUGCUAGGACCUUGAUGAAAGAGUCUGAUGUUAGUGAUCAAGAUUGGCCCUAUGCUAUCCGUCAUGCAUGCGCUCAGCGAUUCCGCGAUCAGGCUGUCAAGCUUGGGUGGGACAUUCCGCGGUUGAUUCCUUUUGGGGCUAAGGUUCACGUGCUUCAAAGAAGUUGGAAUUUGGCAAGGGGGGGCGAUUGGAAGUCGAGAGUGGUUGAGGCUAAGGUGUUGGCACCUGCGCGUGAGCUUUCGGCAGGGUAUCUUGUGCGCACUGUAGAGGACACAUUACUGAACGUACCAUGCGUGUAUGAAGACCUUGUGCAUACAAACCCUGAAGAGUUUCACAUCCCCGCCGAGAAAGCAAAGCCAGCUAGUCCAGCAGUGAUCCCAGAUGUUCGUGUUCGCAGAAAGACGUCGUUGAGCGCUCGGAGGGCAGAGAAACCGGCUGCUGAUGAAUCUGUUGCUAUGCUUGAUGGGCUGUUGUCUGAAGAUGAGCACGCGUCAUGUCUCGCCUCGAUCGAGCCGUUCGAUGUCGAGAGGUUCUCCAAGGAUCCGAUGAAACAGCUUCAGAGUGUCAUGAUGUUCGCGCUCCGAGGGCUCACAAAUCAGCUGAAAGCCGGUGAUAUCGUUGCUGUCCCAGCUAUGUAUGCUAGAUACGGUGAUGAGGGAAGUUCGCAGCUGCGGGUGAAAGUCGUCGGCGAGAUGAGGGUCGUAGUGAUGCUCAGUGUCGAGAUGAGGGUCGUAGUGAGGGUCGUGGUGAUUCUCCGUGUUUUGAUGGCCGUCGUGGUGACUCUUCGUGUGAUCGUGAUGACACCAGAGAGUCUAGUUGAGGGUCCAGUGGUUUCGAGUGGUACAAGUGGGUUUUCCGGCAGCGCUGGGUGGGAGGAUGUGAGCUGUGACCCACUUGGGGAUUGCGAGUUUGUGGACGUGUCCGUGACGAGUAAUCUUCUGUUUUGUGAGCCUACUUGUGUCGAGUGGGAGAGCAUUGUAGGUCGAGCUUCGGAUCGUGAGGUUGGACCUGAUGAUCAUGAUACCUCGGGUGAAACUUGGGUUGGGGUCGGUGAGGCCUCUGAGUCUUUUGACCCUGAUGGGCAGCAGAUCGCCCUCCAGGCGUUGCUGAGUCGGGAGUGUAAGCUCCAAGAUCGGAGUGGGGUAGCCGGGGAUAGUGACCGUGAGGGUUAUAUUCAUGGGCUGUCUUCCACGAUCAAGCGUUUAGAAGAGAGGUGUUGCAAGGCCGAUGACGGUGUCGAGUAUUCCACGCUCCCCGAUGCGGAAGUGCUAACUACUCACACUGUUCCGUUGGAAGAAGUUGAGAGGCAUUACAGUUUGUGGUCCGCGGCAGUCCAGGCAGAACUUGAUUCGUUGGUUCAUGAAAAGCAGGCGGUAAGGGUGAUCACCAGCGCUGAAAUGCAAGCAAUGCAAGAAAAGGGAACAUGCGUGACCAUUAUUCCUAGCAAGAUGGUGUUUACCCGAAAGGCUGGUGGGCGCCAUAAGGCACGGUUGGUAGCCUGUGGAAAUCAUCUAGAUGGGCAGGGCCAGGCUAAGGGUAAGCAGUCACCAUCCAAGGCAAACCUGUAUGCUGGAGGAAUCGACCCUUCAGUGAUGCGCCAAGCGGCAUCGAUUGCGGUUAAGAGAGCCUGGAAGGGGGGAGCUACAGAUAUCACUACAGCGUUUUUGAACGCCGAGCUGCUUGAUCGAGUGAAUCCUCGUUCCUCCCCACCUCCUUUGUCCUUGGAUGUCCCAACUGAGGUGAUUGUAUUGAAGAUUCCGAGCAUUGUGCAUAGACAUGGACAUGUUGAUCGAUCAUGCUUCAUGCUGGUGUGUAAGGCACUGUAUGGGUUGGAUCAAUCCCCAAGAGACUGGUCUAUCAAGAGGGACAGUGAGAUUGAGGGCAUGUCAUGCCAAGUCGAUGGGGUCACAUGCAUGUUUGAGCAGAGUUUGGUCGACUCUAAUUUGUGGUACCUUCGGAGAGUGCCUAAAGAUGGAGAGAGCCACAGUUGGAGAGAGCCUGUUGCAUGCAUGUUGGUGUAUGUCGAUGAUCUCUUAGCCUUUGGUCCCAGUCCAGUCUUGACGAUGAUAUUCGAGCUGAUCACUUCGCGCUGGAAGUGCGGACCGGUAGAGUGGAUCCCCGAGGACCCCACUAAACCCCCACUCAAGUUCUUUGGUUUUGAGCUGCGCUGGGAUGGUAAGGAUCUGUUGCUUGGCCAACAAGACUUCAUUCGGGAUGUGGCGACUAGGUACCCCGAGGCAACUGCCUCGUGCGUUCCUGCUACCCCGGGACCCUUGGAUGUAGAGGAUGCUUCCGAGCGUAGGCCCGAAGAUGUUUCUGCUUGCCAAACGGCGCUGGGCGAAAUCUUAUGGGUUGCAGGGCGCACUCGGCCAGACAUUAUUUUCGCUGUUUCCCGCCUUGCACAGACCAUGUCAAGGGACCCCGCUACGGUGAGAAAGAGAGUCAUGCAGCUCAUUGGUUACCUUGUCUACACGCAGGACCUUUGCCUCCGAUAUCGGGCUACGUAUUCUUGUCAGGGUGAACCAGGCGCUACUGCCACCCCGAACGCUGAAGGUGUGAUCGAGGCCAUGACAGACAGUGCAUUCGCGCCUGUAUGUGAGCGAUCGCAAGAGUCAACUUUGGUUUACACUCAAGGGUCUCUGACGGGGUGGAACACUGGUAGACAACCGUUCACUGCUGCGUCGACCGCGGAGUCAGAACUCUUGAGUUUGAUGACCGGAUUCAGCUUCGGUAGGGCCCAAACUUACGUCCUUCAGGAGUUUAUGGGUAAGGUGCCACGGUUGGUCGUGUUGAACGACAACAUGGCUUCAAUCUCUAUUGUAAAUGGCGACUCCAACGGGUGGAGAAGUAGGCACCUGAGAAUUCGAGCACAUGUGCUGAGAGAACAGGCCAAGCAAGGACAUGUCGUCGUGGGGCACAUAGAGGGGGCGAAAAACAUCGCCGAUGCAGGAACCAAGGCCUUGCCGUAUCCUCGUUUGAAGCUUUUGCGGGACGGUAUGGGUUUAGAUGCAGUUAGGAAUGUUCAUGAUGCGCGCCCAAAAGGAGCUACGAAGGUCAUUGAUCCAGCUUCCGCAGCCAAGAUUCAGGCCGUUGUGCUUACAUUGGCAGCCGUCACGGCAGAGGCUCAGCAAUCGCCAGAUGAACCAGAAGGUCACAGCCAUGAGCUAUGGUUUUUGAUGUUUCUGGUAUGCUGUACGUCUAUUGCUCUUUGGGAAGGUCUGAAGUGGGCAUGUCGUUGGUGUUGUAGGCGACGCAGAGUACAGAGGAGAGCGGUUGAGCGACAUGAACCAGAAGAGGAGCGUAGCUCAGAUGGGGAAAAUCAGCCUGAUGAUGAGGACGAACUUCAGGAGUUCUCGCCUCAGGCAGCGGACAGGGUAGAGGAUCAUGAUGUAGCUCGUGAGCUUACUGUGCCUCCUGAGGGGACGGUCGUUCGUUACGUUGACGAUGUGAUGUAUGUUGGCCCCCCUCCAGAAGAAGAAGAAGAGAGGUUGAGAAGAAGAAGACAGGGACAGAGAGUCUACCAUGAUGAGCCGGACUUUGAGCCAGCUGCUGUUGAAGCCUCCGGCCUACCGCCUUGGAAUGUUCAAAACCGGGUUCGUCAGGCUCUUGAGGCUCAACGAGACGCGAGGGGUUCGAAUGAAGGCCCAAACUGGAUGCCAAAUCAGUUUGUGAAUUACCCGGUCAUUCGGCUGCGUGCCGAUUGGCCUGCAUCAGAAAACCAACCUCCACUGGCAUACUUGGCUGCUUACCAGUCCGCUUGGGGUGGGUUAGCUUCAGCGCUGCAUCAGCUGCGGCCCAAUGAUGCUUACACGCGGGACGAGUACACAAGGCAUGACGCGAGACAGAAUGUGUUGAUUCGUUGGCACUUCGGAUGGCGUGUUAUGCUGUUUGAUCCCAAUCGCACUACAAGUCCGGUUGCUAUGAGCAGACUCACAGGAAGGAGACGUACGGUGAUCACAUACAGUGAUGGUACAGAGGAGCUGCUGGACGACAAUUUCCGGAUUGACAGUGCGAGAAGGAUGAUGGAUCAACAGUGGGUAGGAAGAACCGAGCUCGAGAUCCGCGAGGGGACAUGA
This is a messenger RNA of Symbiodinium sp. CCMP2592, 7299 nucleotides long. The record is from the annotation of a GenBank genome assembly. Lineage: Eukaryota; Dinophyceae; Suessiales; Symbiodiniaceae.